This is a messenger RNA of Brassica oleracea var. oleracea, 1986 nucleotides long. RefSeq names its product putative glycerol-3-phosphate transporter 1. Bases 264 to 1829 code for a protein of 521 amino acids. Gene Ontology annotation, cellular component: membrane. Gene Ontology annotation, biological process: phosphate ion homeostasis; transmembrane transport. Gene Ontology annotation, molecular function: transmembrane transporter activity. Lineage: Eukaryota; Viridiplantae; Streptophyta; Magnoliopsida; Brassicales; Brassicaceae. The transcript is spliced from 4 exons. The record is from RefSeq and is a predicted model, not a curated record.
GGGCUUCGAAUGCUAUAAACCCGUCGCCGUUGCUUGCAACUCUAAAACGUCUCGAAGUCGCUUUGCAUCUUCAAAGCAAUCCUUAAAACUUUUCAUAUCUAUAAACUCUCAAGAGAGUUCGAGAAUUUCUUGUCGGGAGGAAACGUUGUUGCUUCUUAGCUUGACGAAAGGAUUUAAAGACUGUUACAGAUUACGAAGAUGAACCUUUCAAAAAAACUGUGAGACGUAAACAUUCGACAUAAUAAUUUAUCACGGCUUCUCUAAUGCAAUCUGAGCCAGAGAUGGAGAAAAAACCAGUUGGGAUUCGAUUCUUGGAACGAAUCAAAGGGUCAAAGCUCUCUUACAACGCAUACCAAGCCAUAGUCUUGAUCGUCACGUUCCUCGCUUACGCUAGCUAUCACGCCGCAAGAAAAACAACAAGCAUUGUCAAAAGCGCUCUUGAUCCACAAUCACCAGACACAGGGGUUAACUCACUCCUUUUGAGAUUCACUUCGUUUCGAUCAUCCGGACAAGAACAAGAAAAUGGUGGUUGGGCUCCGUUCAACGGACCAAACGGAACGGUUCUGCUGGGGGAGAUCGACGUUGCGUUUCUUGCUGUUUACGCUUUCGGUAUGUACUUCGCUGGUCAUCUGGGAGACAGGAUGAACCUGAGAAUCUUCUUGACCGUUGGGAUGGUCGGAACCGGUUUGUUCACGUCUCUGUUCGGUGUCGGUUACUGGGCGAAUGUUCAUAGCUUUUACUAUUUCUUGAUCAUGCAAAUGCUCGCUGGUCUGUUUCAAUCCUCUGGCUGGCCUUCUGUGGUGGCCGUGGUCGGAAACUGGUUUAACAAGAAGAAGAGAGGUUUGAUCAUGGGGAUAUGGAACGCGCAUACUUCCGUCGGCAACAUCACUGGCUCGUUGAUCGCUGCUGCGAUGUUGAGAUAUGGUUGGGGAUGGUCUUUUGUGGUUCCUGGUGUGGGUAUUGCCUUGAUCGGGUUGGUCAACUUCGCUUUCUUGCCUGUUAACCCGGAGAUGGUUGGAGCUGAGCGAGACGAGGAUGUUGAUUCAUCGAGUGAGAAGAUUGGUGACUCUGUAAGUGUCCCCUUGCUGUUGAGCUCGUCUGAUUCGGAGACCGAUGACAAGAAAAGAGCUGUUGGGUUCAUUGAAGCGUGGAGGAUCCCUGGAGUUGCUCCUUUUGCUCUCUGUCUCUUCUUCGCUAAGUUGGUCGCUUACACUUUCCUCUACUGGCUUCCUUUCUACGUUAGCCACACAGCGAUCGAAGGCGAGUAUUUAUCAGACGAAACAGCGGGAAACCUUUCGACAAUGUUCGACGUAGGAGGUGUGGUCGGAGGAAUCAUGGCCGGUUACAUUUCAGAUAGGAUUGGAGCAAGAGCGAUUACGGCUGCGAGUUUCAUGUACUGUUCGAUCCCAGCUCUGUUCUUUUACCGGAGCUACGGACAUGUGUCGUUACUAGCCAACGCGUCUCUGAUGUUCUUAACCGGGAUGUUGGUUAAUGGACCUUACGCUUUGAUCACAACGGCUGUUUCAGCUGAUCUCGGGACGCACAGCUCCUUGAAAGGAAACUCGAGGGCUUUGGCUACCGUAACGGCUAUAAUCGACGGGACGGGAUCCGUUGGGGCGGCGGUUGGGCCGUUGCUAACGGGUUACAUAUCUUCGAGGAGUAGCUGGACGGCGGUUUUCACCAUGUUGAUGGGAGCUGCGUUUGUGGCGGGACUGUUGUUGACGAGGCUUGUGAUGGCCGAAGUAGCGGCUAAGAUAGCUGAGUCGAGGCCGUCGGAAUCAGAGUGUAGAGCUCCCGUAGACCAUCAGGGUCAUGUGCUAGAUGUGUGAGCAACUUUGAUAGCCAUUUUUAGUUGCGUUCUUAAAGAGGAAAGAUUCGGACCGGAGUUUUAUGUCAAGAAUUGGUCUGUGGGGGAAAUUUGUAAACAUGUAAUCUGUGUUGUGAAUGUACAUAAAUUAAUAUAUGAUAUCGAUCUUUUUGGAUAAA